GCCUUUGGGUGGUCAUGCAGUCAGAGGAGUUGAUCUGCUUCAUGUGUCUGUAGUUCAGAAAGAAGGACUCAUGCUUGGGAGCCUGCAGCCUUCGUGAUGUAAAAAGUGAAAGUUUUAAUGGUGCAGAUGAGUUUCCAUUGAUGCCUAAGGCAACGAUCUCAUCGUCCUUUUCGCAUCUAGGCACGGCCACAUGCAGCUGGUACUGUGAAGUGGUUAUUACACAGCCUAUAACACCGAGAAAAAGCCCAAACAUGGAACUUUUCUGUUUGGAAAAGGACACAGUCGUGCGAGCUCAAAAAGAUCCCAACAUCUUCUGCGAUGAACGAGUAUUGCAAAGUCUUCUAACAGUGGAAGACAGAUACGUUCCGCAGGGACCUUAUUUUAAAUGUGUCCAGAAGGAUAUUCAACCUUUUAUGAGGAAAAUGGUUGCGACGUGGAUGCUGGAGGUUUGUGAGGAGGAGAAAUGUGAAGACGACAUUUUUCCGUUGGCUAUGAACUACCUGGACAGAUUUUUAGCUGCAGUUCCUACGAGAAAAUGUUAUUUGCAGCUCUUAGGAGCUGUUUGUCUCUUCCUGGCUUCAAAAUUAAAAGCAUGCCAGCCGCUGUCGGCCAGAAAGCUCUGCAUGUACACAGACAACUCCAUUACAUCUCAACAACUGCUGGAGUGGGAGUUGGUGGUGCUCAGUAAAUUGAAAUGGAACCUGGCUGCCAUCACUCCUCUGGACUUUAUCGAACACAUCCUGCACAAACUGCCCUUUCACGAAGACAGACUGACGCUGAUCCGUAAACACACGCAAACCUUCAUCGCCCUCUGCGCAACAGAUCAUAGCUUUACCAUCUACCCUCCCUCCAUGAUCGCCACAGGAUGUGUGGGGGCAGCAGUGUGUGGCCUGCAGUCCAGCCAGAGCAACCAAAGCCUGUGGGGGGACAAUCUGAUGGAGCUGCUGGCUAAAAUCACCAACACUGAGCUGGACUGCCUGAAAUCUUGUCAAGAACAGAUCGAACAGUUACUGACCAACAGCUUGAAAGAAACCCAACAGCAGCAUCAGCAACAGCAGCAGGACGGCAGAGCCAGCAGCAAAGGGACGCAAUCUCAAAACCUGUCCUGCACCCCCACAGACGUCCGGGACGUUAACUUAUGAUGUCACUUCCUGUUCCUAUCCAACAGAUGCUUCAGUUAUUAAUAUAUUACUGUAUUUAAGCAAUUCCACACGACUGUCACGAUCAAAUAAAACACACACGCAUGAUAUUUUUGUAAAGGCGCAAACCAGCUGCUGUCCCCGUCUGGUAUCUACAGGCGGUGGUGUUUUACAUACUUGAACUUCAAUUGAAUCAGCCUCAAAUUAUAACUCGAUCAGUAAUGCGGUAAUAAUUUAUAUUAAUUAAAGAACAUAGCAGCUAUGUUGGCUAUCAUAUGCAACAGUAUCAAUUAUUGAUAUUAUUUAACAGUUAGAAGAACAACACACUAUUGUUGUUGUUAAGAAUAUUAGCCUUUUUAUCUAGUGCUGGGCAAAAAUUAAUCGCAUACAAAAUAAAAGUCUGUUUUGACAUACUAAAUGUGUGUGUACUGUGCAUGCAUAAAUACACACAUGCAUGCAUAUA
Messenger RNA from Danio aesculapii, 1602 nucleotides. RefSeq names its product cyclin D2, b (gene ccnd2b). The record is from RefSeq and is a predicted model, not a curated record. Gene Ontology annotation, molecular function: cyclin-dependent protein serine/threonine kinase regulator activity. Gene Ontology annotation, cellular component: cytoplasm; nucleus; cyclin-dependent protein kinase holoenzyme complex. Gene Ontology annotation, biological process: positive regulation of G1/S transition of mitotic cell cycle; mitotic cell cycle phase transition; regulation of cyclin-dependent protein serine/threonine kinase activity. NCBI's taxonomy places the organism in Eukaryota, Metazoa, Chordata, Actinopteri, Cypriniformes, Danionidae.